UGAUUUUUGACACACUUGUCUCAUUUUGUCAAUAGUUCCCCGAAGGUUUCAGUACGAAUUGGUGGAUUUUGCUUACACUCCUCAUCUUCUUGGAUCAUUGAGACAGACGAUCGAACUUGACACUAUUCUCCACUGAUCAUUCUUGAACCAGCUCAAAUCAGGUCGGGCUGGCUUCCAUUAUUCAAUUAUUUAUUUUAUAAAACUUUUUGGAGAAGAGAGCCAAAUAUGUGCAAAGUAAUUUCCAGGUAAAGAAAAUGUCGUCCAGUUUCCCUCCACCUACGCCGGCCACCACCACGAAGAGCAACCUCUUCGCCGCUGUGGAUAUGGGCACAAACUCCUUCAAACUCCUGAUCGUUAGCACUGAUCCCUCCUCUGGUCGCUUUCUCACUCUCAACCAUAUCAAAGAACCCGUACUCCUCGGGCUUGACACCACUACUGCCACCGCUAAGCCCACCAUCUCAGCCGCCUCAAUCCACCGUGCAAUCUCCGCCCUCCUGAAAUUUCAACAAAUUCUUCACUCCCACCGCCUCCCCUCCUCCAAUUACCGCUUCGUCGCCACCUCUGCCGUACGCGAAGCCUCAAACCAGACCCAGUUCCUCGAUUCAGCCCGCGAGAAACUCGGGCACCCGAUAGAAAUCCUCUCUGGCAUCGAAGAGGCCAGCCUCAUUUACCUUGGCGUUCUCCAGUUCUAUUCGGUUUUCCACUCUACGGUUCUUACAAUUGAUAUUGGUGGGGGCUCUACUGAAUUCACAGUGGGCUUUAAGGGAAAAGUGUUGUUCUCUAAAUCAUUGAAAUUAGGUCAUGUAACUUUAACCCAAAAUUUCACCCAAAUUACGAGAAUGCGAGAACACAUUCAGAAAGAGAUCGAAAAUUCUGGUUUAAUCAAGGAAAUUAAGGAGUUUAAGAUAGAUGUAGUGAUAGGUUCCUCGGGUACAAUUAAGGCAAUUGAGAAGGCUGUUUGUAAAGGGUAUGCCAGCAAUGUAGAUGAACAUGUUGGAGUAUUUGAGGAAUUUUAUAAAAGAGAAUGGAAAUUCAGUAGGGAGGAGUUGAAGGGUUUAGUUGAGAGGUUGUGUGAGGAAGAGAAGGAAAUGGGAGGGAGGGGAAGGAGGGAAGGUUUUUUUAAGAGCCGAGCUGGGUUCAUUUUGGCCGGAACAGUUUUAUUGGAUGACAUAUUUGAAAGGCUUGAGAUUGAGGAGAUGGAGGUAUCUGGAUAUGCAUUAGGGGAGGGUGUAAUUACAGAGAUGUUAGGACGGGUUUUCGAGGGAUUUGAUCUGAAUGCGAAUGCUCGGUGGAGGUCGGUGGUCAGACUGGCAUCAAGAUUUAAUAAUAAGAAAAGAAUGAGGGCUGCUGCUAUAUGUGCGGGCAUUGCAAGGGAGAUGUUUGAAGGCUUAAGAAAGUGGAAUGAGCUUCACAACAAUGGUGAGAACGACAGCAAUAAGGUUUUAGUACGGUUGGAUGAAGGUGAUCUCGAGUAUCUAGAAGCUGCUUGUUUGCUUCACAAUAUUGGGUUAUGUACCGGCAAGAAGGGUUACCAUAAGCAAUCUUAUCGUGUUAUUAUGAAUGGAGAUCACCUCCAUGGUUAUAAUCAUAAAGAGGUUGAGUUAAUAGCAUUGCUGGUGAGACACCAUAGAAAAAAGUUUCCAAAAUCUAAUUCUCUUGAAGGAUCUAUUGUAGAGGUAAAGCAGAAAUUUAGAAUCCUGUGUAUAAUUAUACGUGUAUCUACAGCAGUGCAGCAAUGCCUUCCUGUGGAUUUUCAGAACAUGGAAUUUGCACAUUCUCCUGAAGGUUUUGAAUUGGUACUCAGUGAAGCAAGAUACGAGUCUCUAUCCCCUAAUAAUAUGCAGCCAUUAGCAGGAGACAUCAAUGCCUUGCUGGAGAAAGAGUUGGAGCAAUUCAGAAUGGUUUUCAAGAAAAGAUUGGCAAUUGUAGUCGCUUGAAGUAUCUCUUAAUGGUCAGAAUGCAAAAAUUACUCUAUGGCAAUUACCUUAAUCUUUAAUACACUCUUUCCAAUGAUUGUGGUUGCUUCUGAUGAUGGAAUUAUGUUUAGCCUUUGUUUGGGUUUUCCUUGUAAGUUGCUAAAGAUAUAAUGGGAUAGAACAGAGCAUUGGAUAAGUGGGCAAUAGUUGUGAGUCAUUCGAAAUAUGUGGUUAAGAUUAAAGUUUGACUUUGACUUUGACUUUUAAGUUAUAAGGAACUUGUAAGGAGACCCAAACAAAGUCAUUAGUUUGUUGACACUUCUUAUCAGAAACUUCUGUUCUGCUUAAAUUGUUAUCGAUUGGAAUCACUAUAUUAACUUGC
This is a messenger RNA of Olea europaea var. sylvestris, 2298 nucleotides long. Its product is annotated as exopolyphosphatase. Gene Ontology annotation, molecular function: pyrophosphatase activity. The record is from RefSeq and is a predicted model, not a curated record. NCBI's taxonomy places the organism in Eukaryota, Viridiplantae, Streptophyta, Magnoliopsida, Lamiales, Oleaceae. Bases 255 to 1937 code for a protein of 560 amino acids. The transcript has 7 exons.